Triticum turgidum subsp. durum (durum wheat) is the source of this 1644-nucleotide messenger RNA. Lineage: Eukaryota; Viridiplantae; Streptophyta; Magnoliopsida; Poales; Poaceae. The record is from the annotation of a GenBank genome assembly.
AUGGUAUCCAAAAUUGCUGAUUUUGGUCUAUCAAGGUGCCUUGAUAAAGAGCAAACCCGGGCUUCUACUGUGAACCUAUGUGUAUCGCUGGGAUAUUCUGCACCAGAAUCCUUCGCCGGGAAAUUCACAUUCGCGUCAGACAUCUACAGCCUUGGUGUUAUCAUCGUGGAGAUACUUACAGGACAGAAGGGGUAUCCAGAAGAGGAGGAUGUAGUUAAGACUUGGAUGAAUCGGUUGGAGGGAUCGGAUCAAUGGGAGACACAGUUGGAGCAAGUGAGAGUAUGCAUUAAGAUAGGGAUGGAGUGCAUUGACUCAAACCCAAAGAAGAGACCAGUUGCACACCAUAUAAAUAAUAGGUUUGAUAAUAUGACAAGUAUCGUCGAAACUGGCACCAGUAGUUCAUCAGUUGAACAACAUGUUGGUUUUCUAAAGGAACAGUACUGUCAAGAGAUAAUGGCAAAGCUUUCGACUGAAUACCUUGGAAAGGACAUCAAGGAACAUGCUGAAACAGAAGAACUUGCAGAAUAUGUUGGGACACCUAAAGAAGAUCGAUGGCAGCAAGGUCGAGAAGAAGUUCCAGGUGAUCAGUGGGUAGCGCAAGAUAAAAAGCAAAAUUUCAUCCCACCACAAGGUGCGAGCAUUUCUAGCUCUAGCUCUGGUUUGCUUUACAGGUUGAACAAUUUGGACAUCUUCAACACAAAAGCACGCAGGAACUACGUGCGGUACCGUGGGCCUACAUUGGAGAAUCUAAGAGUUAUUAAGAUUUUCAAAAAGGGAGAGCUCAAGCCAUUUUUAAAGGACAAGAAUUUGAUUGGAAAAGAUGGCUUUGGAGAAGUUUACAGGGGACUUGUUUUUGAUCUGCACGUCAUAGUAAGGAAGUUGACUAGUGGUCGUGUGCUAGCGACAGAUCAAUUUGUAAAUGAAGUCAUCAUCCAAAGUCAGGUCAUUCACAGAAACAUCGUUAGGUUUUUAGGUUGUUGCUUGGAAGUUGACACCCCGAUGCUAGUCUAUGAGUUUGUCUCCAAAGGUAGCCUCGAUAACAUUCUUCACAGCAACAAGGUGCCUCUCAGCUUAGAUUUGCGUUUACGUAUUGCGGAAGGAUCAUCAGAGGGUCUAGCUUAUAUUCAUAAAGCAUUUCCUAGGAAAAUCUUUCAUGGCAAUUUCAAACCAGCAAAAAUACUCUUGGAUGACAAUUUUAUGCCAAAGAUCUCAGACUUUGGCAUGACAAGGAUGUCCGGGACAGACCACGGACGAACCGGAAGAAUUGUUGCUGACAUGGCUUAUACGGAUCCGAUAUACCUACAAACAGGCCUACUUAGCGAAUACAGUGAUGUCUACAGUUUUGGAAUCAUUAUAUUGGAGCUUCUUACCAGGAAGAAGGCCACACACUCUGACAAUAAUAGUUUAGUAAGGAAUUUCCUUGAGAAUCACAAGCAGAGUAGGAAAUCAACUGAUCUAUUUGAUGAAGAAAUUGCAGUGAUGGAAGAUCUGGAGCAUCUAGACGAUCUGGCACAAAUUGCUGUGGAAUGUCUUGGCCAUGACUUGGAUCAAAGACCAAAAAUGACAGAUGUUGCAAAGCGGCUCCGCAUACUGAAUGAAUCCCGUGGCCUAUGGGAGCACAAGUCCAUGCAUUUACUAGUUUAG